Messenger RNA from Thalassophryne amazonica, 2213 nucleotides. It is a transcript of the gene sts, whose product is annotated as steroid sulfatase (microsomal), isozyme S. Bases 48 to 1892 code for a protein of 614 amino acids. Gene Ontology annotation, molecular function: arylsulfatase activity. The record is from RefSeq and is a predicted model, not a curated record. NCBI's taxonomy places the organism in Eukaryota, Metazoa, Chordata, Actinopteri, Batrachoidiformes, Batrachoididae. The transcript is spliced from 9 exons.
GUUUAUUUAUUUAUUUUUGUGAGAAUAGCACAUCUUCGUUUUCUCCGAUGAAUAUAGCUUUUAUAACAUAUCGUGUCGGUGUUUCUUUGAACUAUGAAUUCAUGAAAAUUUUGUGUGGUUUCUCCCCAGUAUCUCUGUCUCACAAAAUGAUCCCCAAGUGGCCAUCAUCCUGCUUUCUGCUGUUGCUCUGGAAACUGUGCACUGUCUCUCCUGGAGAAAACAAGAAGCCCAAUUUUGUGCUGAUGAUGGUUGAUGACCUGGGAAUUGGUGACCUGGGCUGCUAUGGCAAUACAACCCUUAGGACACCCAAUAUUGACCAGCUGGCACAGGAAGGGGUAAAGCUGACACACCACAUUGCUGCAGCAAGCCUCUGUACUCCCAGCAGGGCUGCAUUCCUCACAGGACGAUAUCCGAUACGAUCAGGAAUGGCUGGUCAUGGAAGACUUGGAGUCUAUAUAUUUUCUGCAGCAUCUGGAGGACUUCCGAGCCAUGAGGUUACAUUUGCUAAGAUAGCAAAGCAACAAGGCUAUAACACUGCUAUAAUUGGAAAAUGGCACCUGGGGCUUAACUGUAAGAGCAGCGAUGAUCACUGCCACCACCCCAGUACCCAUGGCUUUGACCAUUUCUAUGGUAUAACUGUGACCAACGUACGGGACUGCCAGCCCGGCCACGGCACAGUGUUCCAGAUACAUAAAUAUUUACCAUACAAGAAUCUGGGCAUUGGCUUAUUGACUGUGGUCCUGCUCCACUCCAUCAGUGUGAUUACAAUACGGCGAAAGUUGAUUGGAAGUCUGUUGUUGGUGUUGGCUGUGGCAGCAGUUGUGUUUGCAGGAUUUCUGAGGAUUUACCGCUACUUCAACUGCAUACUCAUGCGAGAUCACAGAAUCGUGGAACAGCCGUUCACAUCUGAAAAUCUGACGCAAAGAAUGACUAAUGAGGCAGUGGACUUCAUAGAAAGGAGCACAGCAAGGCCAUUCCUCCUGUUGUUCUCCUUUGUGCAGGUGCACACAGCCAUGUUUGCAUCAGCCAGGUUCAGAGGAACAAGCUCUCAUGGUAUCUAUGGAGACGCUGUGCAUGAGGUGGACUGGAGUGUAGGUCAGAUCAUACAGACUUUGGACAGGCUUAACUUGAGAGAAAACACUUUGAUUUACUUUACGUCAGACCAGGGAGCUCAGGCAGAGGAAAUCUCUGCCAGGGGAGACGUCCACAGGGGAUGGAAUGGCAUAUAUAAAGCAGGAAAGUCCACAAAUUGGGAGGGAGGGAUCAGGGUUCCAGGAAUUCUCAGUUGGCCUGGGAAAAUCCCCACUGGCAGGCAGAUAGACGAGCCCACCAGCAACAUGGACUUAUUUCCUACAGUGGUGCAGCUAAGUGGAGCUCAAAUCCCAGAGGACAGGCAGAUAGAUGGCUGGGAUCUCAUGGAUUUGCUCAUAGGCAGAGCGGAAAGGUCAAAGCAUGAGUUUCUUUUUCAUUACUGCAGUAAUUACUUGAAUGCUGUCAGAUGGCGGCCUCAAAACAGUACCUCAGUGUGGAAAGUGUUUUUCUUCACACCCAACUUCUAUCCGGAGAACGGAACAGCCUGCUUCCAUACGCAUGUGUGCUUUUGCACACCAGAUUAUGUGACCUACCACAACCCACCGUUACUCUUUGACCUCUCCAGGGACCCUUCAGAGACCACACCACUGACUCCGGACACAGAGCCAGCCUUUUGGUUUGUUUUGGGAGUGAUUCAGGAGGCUGUGGAGAAGCAUAAGAGCUCCGUGGAGCCGAAGGCGAGUCAGUUGUCAAUCGAGAACGUGAUAUGGAAGCCGUGGUUACAGCCCUGCUGCUCCACACUGAGCCAGCUCUGUGAGUGCAGGCAGGAUGAGCUCACCAGCUCAUCACCGGCCGCUUAAAGGAUUUUCACUGAAAAUCUCAGGAGUGCCAGCACUCUUGAGAUUAUGUUGCAAUGUUUUAACGUUUAAUGACAUCAAAAUGUGGUAAUUUACCGUUGUGGAUAUGAAAAUCAGAUUUAUGCAAAAAUUUCUCCUGGGUUUGCUGGUCGGAGUUUUUGGUGAAGUAUCCAUUUGUGUGGACAAUGUGCAAAUAUUAUUUCUAAAAUAUUUUGCUUGAAUCUAAAUGGUAAAUGGACUGCAUUUAUAUAGCACUUUUCCAUCUGCAUCAGACGCUCAAAGCGCUUUACAAAUAAUUCACAUUCACCCCAGUGUCAGGCUGCU